Molecule: messenger RNA, 1131 nt
Organism: Triticum dicoccoides
Lineage: Eukaryota; Viridiplantae; Streptophyta; Magnoliopsida; Poales; Poaceae
Exons: 3
Coding region: 1-1131 (376 amino acids)
Molecular function (GO): protein binding
Source: RefSeq, a predicted model, not a curated record
AUGGACACGCCCAUGCCGAAACGGCCUCGCCUCGUGCCGGCACCAGCGCCGGUGCCUCGGAGAAUCGCCGACAUGGCCCCGGAGAUCCUCCUCCGCCUCCCUCCGGACGACCCCACGCGCCUUGUGCGCGCCUCCCUCGUCUGCUGGCGCUGGCGCCACCUCCUCACCGACCCGGCGUACCUCCGCCGCUACCGCGCAUUCCAUCGAACACCUUCCAUGCUCGGCUUCGUCCUCAACCUGAAGCAGCAUUACCAAGGCAUGGCCCAGCUCGUCCCCACCUCCUCCUUCUGCCCCGCCGCCUCCGACCGCCCCGACCUGAAUGUGCUGGACGCCCGCCACGGCCGCGUGCUCCUCCACACCGCUCAGGGCCAGCGCCUCGUCGUCUGGGACCCCGUCAAGGGUGAGGAGUUCAAGAUCCCCCACGUGCCGGCCUAUGCGCUUGGCUUCAACGCGGUCGUGCUCUGCGCCGCGGUCGGCUGCGACCACCUCGACUGUCAUGGCGGACCCUUCCGUGUCGCCUUCAUGGGAUGCGGCGAACAUGGCAUCACGUUCGCCUGCACCUACUCGUCGGAGGCCGGUGCCUGGAGCCAGCGAGUUGAGAUCGAGCAGCCGGCAUUUGUUGACGGGCGACCGAGCUUCCUUGUGGGGUACACGCUCUACUUCACCUGCAACCCGUACCUCAAUUUCAGAAUGUUGGGGUACGACAUCAUUAGGCAGGAACUCUCGGUGAUUUGGCCGCCGUCCCAGCACGAGUACUACUCUUGCACCGUCCUCGUGAAAGCGGAGGAUGACAGGCUGGGGUUCGCCGGCGUGCGGAAUGGCACGCUCUACCUCUGGUCGAUGAAGGAUGGCGCCAACGGAGAGGUGGAAUGGGUGCAGCGCAGAGUUAUCCAGCACGAGACGAUGCUCCACACUCGUGGCCUCUCGACGCCACCUGAGGUCGUUGGCUUCGCGGACGGCCACGGACUCAUUUUCGUUAGAGCAGGCAACACGGUAUUCUCCAUGGAGCUCAAGUCAGGCCAUGUCCGUAAGGUAUACACCUGCAGGUCAAGAAACUACGACGUCAUCAUUGUUCCCUACAUGAGCUUCUGCACUCCAGAUCGUGCUAUGGGAAAACUGCCAUCGCCAUGA